Molecule: messenger RNA, 780 nt
Organism: Anneissia japonica
Lineage: Eukaryota; Metazoa; Echinodermata; Crinoidea; Comatulida; Comatulidae
Product: vacuolar protein sorting-associated protein 8 homolog
Exons: 7
Coding region: 1-780 (259 amino acids)
Biological process (GO): protein targeting to vacuole; endosomal vesicle fusion
Cellular component (GO): late endosome; early endosome; HOPS complex
Molecular function (GO): protein binding
Source: RefSeq, a predicted model, not a curated record
AUGUGGAAACUAACACAAUGUACAUUGACGUAUCUAAAUUUAUCCCAUCAGAUAGAUGACAGUGAAUUUGACAUUCCGGAGUUGGAAAAAACACCAACGUUGGACAGUAUUUUGCAUGAGCCUGAUGACCAUUACGAAUUUGAUACUGAGACAUUUACUGCACUAAAUACCAAACAUGGUGAUCUAGGAUUUGAUGAAUCAUCUACCAAUGACAGCAAAGACAUAAGAACCAGGAAUCAGAAAACCAAAAGUAAUGUUCAUUAUGAGGCCCAUGGUUCAGUCUUGCGUCAUGUGAUGCUUCGAGGAAUGUCAUCCCAAGUUGUGUCUGCAGCGGAUCGUGUAGAUGCAGGAAAGCCAACUUCUAUGGCUGUUUCUAAGUUCAUCUCCAUUGGUACUUCACAUGGACUAAUUCUUGUUUUUGAUCCUAAGCAGGUGCUCAAGUGGUGUCUUGGAAGCAAGGCAGUUGGAGCACAGUAUGGAGCUGUUACUGCCCUUAGUAUUAAUAUGGAUUGCUCUAGACUGUUGGCUGGCUUUGCCAAAGGACAGAUGACUAUGUGGGACUUGACCACUGGUAAACUGUUGCGUACCAUCACUGAUGCCCAUCCUGCUGGCUCAGCUGUCCUUCACAUCAAGUUCACUGAUGACCCCACACUCGCCAUCUGCAGUGAUAGUGGUGGAUCUGUGUUCGAACUUAGCUUCAAAUGUUGCUUUGCAGCUUGUACGUUUUUUAUUUUCUUAAGUCCAUACAGCUUGCACACAAGCUCUUCUAAGUUGUUGUAA